Paracoccidioides lutzii Pb01 is the source of this 4098-nucleotide messenger RNA. Its product is annotated as transcription factor SipA3. The coding region runs from base 1 to 4098 and encodes 1365 amino acids. The transcript has 7 exons. Gene Ontology annotation, cellular component: cytoplasm; plasma membrane; endoplasmic reticulum. Gene Ontology annotation, molecular function: protein binding. The record is from RefSeq and is a predicted model, not a curated record.
AUGUCGUCCCCUCCAGCAUCCUCUCUUCCCCAGGAUGGGAAUGUUAUUAAUGCUAUCCCGGUUGGCUUAAAGGAGGCUGCCCUCGACUCCCCAACUUUUCGCGCUUCAGCAGUUCACUUUGCCGAACAGAUCGAUUUAGUCGAGAAAUGGCUGGACGGAUAUGCUAGGAGUGCCGGGAAGCUGGGUUCGGAGCUCUCGUCGCUCGAAGCCGUGGCCAACAACUUCAUAUCCUCCAUCCCAGCUCCAGUAGCCAUCUCGGAAGCUGUCGUCGAUCAUGAUUAUGCUUUACUUGCGUUGAAGCGGUGUGGAGAAAGCGUGAAAGAUUUCUGGGCUGGAGUGUUGUCAAAUGUCAAGAAGUCGGACAGUUUGAUUACUGAGCCUAUUCGAGCGUUUAUCCAGAAUGAUCUGCGGCAGUUCAAGGAAACUCGUCGUACGCUUGAGCUAGCCCAGAAACAGCAUGACAGCUUACAGGCCAAAUAUUCCGCCCAGGGCAAAUCCAAAGAGCCUUCAUCGCUGCGAGAAGAUGCGUUCCAGUUGCAUGAAGCUCAUAAGGCUUACUUAAAGGCUUCGAUGGACUUUUGCAUUCAAGCACCUCAGAUAAAGAAUACCCUCGAUAAGCUCAUAGUCCGCAUUUCUUUCGAUCAGUGGAGGGAGUUUAAGAUUUUGCGGGAUAACAAUUCUUCAACCUAUUUAAAAUAUGGCCAGGAGAUGGACCGCAUAAAAGGUUGGACGCAUGAGAUGGAGACGAGCGAGAAGUUGUCAAAGCGUGAUCUGCUGGCUGCGCGGAAGCAGAUCGAAGAAGCAGCUGAGCUCGCGGUUCGCCCCUCUCGUGAACUUGACGAUUACUCGGUCUCUACGGUACCGCACCUUGGAUCGCAUGGUCCCACUCCCCUUAAAAUGGCAAAGGACCACAGUUUCUCUCCCCAAAAGCAAGGAUGGCUGAACUUGAGAAUCUUAACGGGGAAACCGGCGAGAACAGCAUGGGUCCGGCGCUGGACCUUUCUAAACAGUGGUGUUUUUGGCUGUCUAGUACAAGGUUCUCGAACAGGUGGUGUGGAGGAGAGUGAGAGAAUAGGGGUUCUCCUAUGUAGUAUUCGUCCUGCGUUCCAGGAGGAACGCCGAUUUUGCUUUGAGGUGAAGACUAAAAAUAAUACCAUAAUGCUACAAGCUGAGACUCAGAGGGAGCUCACGGAAUGGAUCGGAUCUUUCGAAGCGGCUAAGCGAAAAGCCCUCGAUAGCCCCAGCCCUACCCCUUUGCCUGGAAAGCCCUCAGCCCAAGACCCAGCAUUCUCAAUUUCCCAACCGCCUGCACCUGAGUUUGCUGCAGAUAGCUUGGAGUCCCUCACGCCCAACGCAAAUGAUGAGUCUUCUUCCAUUCUCGACCGAUGCUCAACAGUUCAAGCUACUGAUCGAGACGGCCUGGCUGUGCGAAAUAGUACCGAGUUUCCAGUUGCAAGGCGAUCAACAACCCUCGAUCGUGAGAUGGAGGGUGGGAGAGACCAUGGAUCUAGGCUCAUUCAGAAGCUUGACAUUCACCGCCGCGCAGCAACAGGCUUACAGCAGUCUGCAACUUCGUCGCUACCAUCUAGUUCACCCGGGAUAGCUAGCCUAAUAUCUGCCAGUCACACUCUUCUACCUCUAAACGCAUCUUUAUCAGUUACCGCCUCCGAAAUCGAAAAUAAACCCAAAACUCUGGUGACCAGUAACUACAAUGCUCGAGAUUCACCCAUUGGCACUCUCGCGCCGCCAACGUUGGCGAAUCCUCCCGCCCCAACUAGUAUGAGUAGAGCAGCAGUAAUUGUAAGUAGUGAAAGGGGAGUUGGGAUAAGAAUGUCAGACGGGCUGGUAGGGAUACCAAACGGUAUACUGGCAAACCUUUGGGGAAGUUCAAAUUGGGGGUAUGUGAACAAGCUGGAGCGUAAAAAAUUAUCUACCUCAGCUGGGAAGACUAAUAGCCAGCCCAGCGGUUCCGUCAAUACUUCAUCAGGCAACACCACUGCACCACCAACUGGUCCUCAGCACCGGCAAACCGUCAGUCUUGGUGGCGGCGACUCAGGCGCCAUAGAGGACAGCGCUGCAGUCACAUAUGAGUACCCCAGUUAUUAUCCCGCACAGUUAAAACCACACGACUCCCAGUUCCGGCUCCUUUUACCUGGCGUACCAGCGGAUGAGGCUCUUGUUUUUGUAUUCCGAGCAAGUUUUAGCCCGAAUGGCCAGCAUGACUUCCCUGGACGAGCUUUUGUCACGACGAAAAAUAUCUACUUUUACAGCAAUCAUUUCAAUCUUGUGCUGAUAAACUGUGUCAGUCUUGAUCUUAUAACGGAAGUCACGGCCGCUCCGGGUAGAGAUUGCGAUUUCUUAUUCCUUCACCUGGCCCCUGACCAAGGAAGCGAUAUUCCAGGACGACUUACCAUAAAAACAUUUCUGGAGCCGUGGAAGCUAAUUCAAAAGCGAUUGAAUUACCUUAUUACGAUGACAUCUGCAAAAGAGCCAGCUAACCUUGAAGCCAUAUUCAAAACCCUGGUGAAAAUGGAACAGGAUAUUCCUAGGACGCCUAGUGCGGAGAGCUGGGAGGAUGUGUCCCCAAACACCCCAAUUGAUGGAACGCAUGAUGCCACCGGCAAACGUCCAGAGUCACUUUUCAAGCCGGCAAUACACAUCGACAAGAGCCUGGAUAUGCAUAAAGGCAAGUUGGGCCGUCAUAAUAACCAUCAUCUCGACGUACCUCGACUUAAGUUACCAUCUCACCCGGUGGAAUAUGUGCCUCAGGGAGCUCCUAAUUUGGCUGCGGAGAAAAUCUUUGACGUCAGCGCGAAAGCCUUGUUUCAUAUCCUUUUCGGGGAUAGAACUGUUGUUUGGCAGCUGCUGCAACAUCAACGGAGAGCCCAAAGACGGUUUCGACUCACUGACGUAUCUGACUAUCAGAUUAUUGAUGUUCAGAAUGGCCACUUAUGCUACGUUGUUACGGACAAACGGACACCCUGGCAUCUCCCAUUCAAACGUUAUUUCAGGCUGGUUAGCAAGAUUGUUAUUACCCAUGUUUCGAAGUCCAGAUGUAAACUUGCCAUAUUCACUAAAGUUGAAUGGUUAUGGGAACCAUACCUUAUCCGAAGUAUAAUCGACAGGCAAGCCAUGAACGAUCUUGAGCAAGAUGCACUUGAUCUUGUGGACCUUGUCUCUGAAGAUGUUAAAAGACUCGGCCCCCAUAACCAGACGAAAAGGGCUAUUGCCCAAUUUGGCCACAUAGGUCGCCAAAGUCAUGUAACUGAGUUCACCGAAGACUUACAAAUUUUGAAAUCAAGACUUCGCCGGCCUCUCAGACAGAGCGGCGUCAUCCCACUACUCCUAGAGACGUCCGGGUCCUUGCUGCAGAGCGCAGUUUCCUCCUUUAUGAUAUGGUUCUGGGCACUCAUUAGAUGGGUAUGGAAAGCAUUCAGUGCGCACAGCAUUAUACUCUUGCUACUUCUGUUCAGUGUUCUCAUCAAUGGGUUCCAUUCGUACAAUGAUACGCUUGAAUGGUGGCAAGAGCGCAAUGCAGGCAAUUUUAUGAGCCGGAUUGGGGUUGGGCCUAAUACCAUUAUGAGCAAGGCGGUGUAUAUUAAGGAUAUGGAUGCUGUGAUUGCCAAUGCGAGUGGGAUCGAAAUGAACAACUCAAGCUCCUGCUUUGCAACUUUCCAGGAAAACAACGCGCUAAAAGCCACAGAUAUAUCGUGGUUCCUUAAACCUUCCGCUGGCCGGGACACAAAAGCAAAACAAGCAGCACAGCAGCUCCAACGUACCAGGGAUCGUCUGGGGGUUUACCGGCACAACCUCCUCGUUGCAUUAAGGGUAGUGAACCGGAUAGAAAAAGAGGUGGUGCAAGUUGAGUGGGAACGGUGGCUUCAACAGGAGACGGAAAGGUGCCACAUCAUUGAAGUUAUGUUGAAAGAUCGUGAACAGGGAAAAAAUAGCGAUAACAGGAGCAAUGGUGACACUGACGAAAUUGUUAUGGGUUUUGGGAAACGGUUUGCUGCGGCGGAGAUAGAUGAUAUCUGGCAUUGGUAUACAGAUUAUUGUUUGAGUUGUCAGAGGGAGUUGGAGAGGACGCUUGGUCAAUAA